AUGAAGGGAUUCCUUCAAAAAGCCAAGGCGGAGCUCAAAGGCUUUUCUCAGCGUGACGAGUCUGGUAACUCCCAUUUUGUUGGAAACCAACAAGCACAACAUCAACAGCACUCUCCCCCAGCUCAUCAGCAAGGUGGCUUCGGUCACGACCAUGGCCAUGAUCAACACCAUGGUAUCAGCGACCCGACAACGCUGGAUGUUCUUCGCUAUCGCUAUCACCAUGGAACCAAUCUUGGAUCUGUUUACGUUAUUGAACGAUGGCUUCAGGGUUCUCGAUUUCCUGAUGGUGCUGAGGGAUCAAGCGAGCUUGCAGCAGUGCAAGCCUGGGUGGACAGGGUUGGUGUCGCUGAGACGAAGCAAAAGUUCGAGGAGCACUGGGCCAAUAUUAUUCACGAUAACGCCAUUGGAUGGCUUGCUAAUGUGGCCAACUGUACAACUGUCCGCCUGCCCAUCGGCUACUACGACCUCCCAGGCGCCGUCUUCACCCAGGGAACACCUUUCGAGCCCUAUGCUGAAAUCUACACAGGAGCAUGGGAUAGUAUUCGCACCCUAAUCCAACGUCUGCGCGCACGCUCAAUCGGCGUUCUGAUUGAUCUGCAUGCACUACCAGGGGGCGGAAACGCGCAGGAACACUCAGGCACUAACAGUGGGCGUGCCGAGCUAUGGACCAAUCCCAGUAACCGUGCGUUAGGUGUUCGCUGCUGCCAGUUCAUUGCAGAAGAUACCAAAGCGGGAGCUGAGAUUGCUGGUCUGCAACUCGUCAACGAGGCUGAAUGGGAAUCAGAGCGCAUGUAUGAGUGGUACGACGAGUGUAUAGCCGCCGUGUCCGCCAUAGACCCCGGAAUUCCUAUCAUAAUAUCUGAUGGCUGGAACCUAGACAAAGCGGUAGAUUGGUCUUUGCAGAAGAACUCCAUAUACUCGCAUCCGCAAUGCCCAGUGGUGGUUGACACGCACUAUUAUUGGGCUUUUACAGACCAAGACAAAGCGAAAACACCACAGCAGAUCAUCGAGGAAGCUGGCACCAAGCUAGAACAGUUGGAUGGUAAAGAAGGCUCUGUGCAUGAUCGCGGUGCAGUACAGGUUGUUGUUGGCGAAUACUCCUGCGUUAUGACUGAAGACUCUUGGGCCAAGGGCGGCGGAGUCCCCAAGGAGGAGCUCGUACGACAAUUUGGUCAAGCGCAGAGCAGAAGGUACCAAGAGAAAGCUGGCGGCAGUUUCUUUUGGACCUGGAAAAUGGAUUGGAUGCCUGGCGGCGAGUGGGGGUUUAAAGCUAAAACAGAAGAUGGGAGUAUUGUGCCACCCCAGUACACAAAAACGACCGCUGAUGACAGACUCCGGAUGACCGAAAAAGCUAGACACGAGAAGGACGGGCGUAUGCAUGAGGCGAUUCAACAGCACGUGUCUUAUUGGCGCGGCGUGGAUCCCAACGGUCACUAUGAGCACGAAAAGUACGAAUACGGCUGGCAGGUUGGUUAUCAAGAUGCUCUCGGCUUCUUUGAGGGCAGAGGAACACAAGGCGACAAAAUUGGCAUGUUCGAGAUAUGGAUCCUCAAGCGGAUUAGAGAAAGUGGAUAUAGAGGAGGCUUCACUUGGCUAUUCGAGCAAGGUCUGAGAAAAGGUGCACAAGACUGCUACUCUGCAGUGGGUGUUUAG
Alternaria burnsii is the source of this 1653-nucleotide messenger RNA. RefSeq names its product glycoside hydrolase family 5 protein. Gene Ontology annotation, molecular function: glucan endo-1,6-beta-glucosidase activity. The transcript has a single exon. The record is from RefSeq and is a predicted model, not a curated record. The coding region runs from base 1 to 1653 and encodes 550 amino acids. Gene Ontology annotation, biological process: glucan catabolic process. Gene Ontology annotation, cellular component: cell surface; extracellular region. Lineage: Eukaryota; Fungi; Ascomycota; Dothideomycetes; Pleosporales; Pleosporaceae.